AUGGCUUCCUAUUCUUCUAUUCUUGUUCUUUCCGUUUGUACCAUUGGUGCGCUGGCUGUUAUGGAGCACAACUCGUAUUAUCCUGGUGGACACUCCACGAGCUACUACCAACCAUUCCAAACCGAUACCUACGGAUCCAAGUACUACAACACCGAAUCCUAUGGAAAAUACGAUGAGCAUGGCAACAAUGGCAAGGACUCACACUACGAGCCAAACUACUACAAUCCAAUUGCCUCUUACUAUCACUCGUACAUGCCAAAGUAUCAUGGAGGACACAAUGACUACUACACCAAGUACAACCAAUACACCCCAUACUACGGAGGAUCACACCAACAAAACUAUUACGAGCAGCCAAAGCAUGAUGAUUACCACGGCGGAGAUCAUCACUACGAUAUGCACAAGUAAACACCUUCAAUAUGGCUCUAAUCAUCAAUGAAAAUUUGCUCUUUUCUCUCGCACUUUAUCAUUUUUCUAUCGAAUAAGCAUUUUCUAUGAAUAAAAUACUUGAAAAGAG
Messenger RNA from Caenorhabditis elegans, 514 nucleotides. RefSeq names its product FIP (Fungus-Induced Protein) Related (gene K02B12.6). The record is from RefSeq and is marked reviewed. Bases 1 to 405 code for a protein of 134 amino acids. The transcript has 3 exons. NCBI's taxonomy places the organism in Eukaryota, Metazoa, Nematoda, Chromadorea, Rhabditida, Rhabditidae.